CCUUAAAAAAUAAAAGAUGAUAUUUUUUGGUUUUGUGUAACAAUCCUAAAUUUAGGAAUGAUAAUUAAAAAAAAGAGAAAUUUAAUUUGUAAAUUUAAGUCUUUCUUCUUCUUUUUAUAUACACCAUAUAAUUUGAACUAGACAUCCAGUUUGUCCAAAAGUAUUUAAUUAAACAUCAUGGGACAGAAGAAGCUUAAUGGAUUUAUUACAAACAACCAAAAAAGAAGAAUCAGCUAUAAGAAAAGAUCCGCAGGUUUAGUUGCCAAAUGUAAGCAAUUAAACGAAUAUUGCAAUGCAGAGAUUGGUUUAGUUAUUAAAGAUGAAUGGGGUAAGUUUGAUUAUUAUUUUUCUUCAAAGGAUAUGAUUGAUUCUUACAUUUAUGAAUCUCUUAAAGCCAAGGAAAAAAAAGAAAUAGAUUCAAAGACAUUAACUAGUGCUAUACAAGACGGUUCAUUUUUUAGUGAUUUAUCAAAUCUCUAUUUACCUGGUGGAGAUUCUGAUGUUCAUCAUCAAACUGAUUCUAAAUUCGAUCAAGAUAGAAAAGAAGAACUAGAUGAUGAACAUAUUAUUAAAGAAGAAAAGUUGAAUGAUAAGCAUAUAUCAUCUUCUUUUGAUGAAGAUUAUUUUCAAUUGUACGAUAUUGUUUUACAAGAUAUUGAAAAACCAUAUUUUGAAAAUAUUGAAGAAACUAUAUUUGAUGAUAUUUAUCAAAAUACUGAAAAACCUAUAUAUGAUGAAAUACAAUUUGUUAAACCAUCGGAAGAAGUUCCAGAUCUUCCUUUUCAAGAAGAUGAUAGCAUUGAUACUUAUCUCUUACCUCAGCUUCAUAGAGCUUAGCAAUGUUAACUGACUAAAUAAAGAAUUUGGGCUAGGGUAUGCUUGGGUUUUGUUAUUAUUGUUCAACCUUUUUAAUUUGUCUUUUAUUUCUUCCAUAGUUUAUAUCUAUACAUCGAGAUCUGAUUUCAGUUCAUUUAUCUUACUUUUAUUUCAUUAUUAAGUGUAAUUAUACUAAAAGAUUAUUCUCUGUUUGUAGUAAGUCAUUAUAUAUAACUAGAAAGCAACUAAAGAAUGCACGCACAUAAUAUUGUCCACAUAUC
This is a messenger RNA of Scheffersomyces coipomensis, 1097 nucleotides long. RefSeq lists its product as uncharacterized. The record is from RefSeq and is a predicted model, not a curated record. NCBI's taxonomy places the organism in Eukaryota, Fungi, Ascomycota, Pichiomycetes, Serinales, Debaryomycetaceae. The coding region runs from base 178 to 837 and encodes 219 amino acids. The transcript has a single exon. Gene Ontology annotation, molecular function: protein dimerization activity; DNA binding.